AUGUCAAGUCCCUCCAAACCCACAUCACCCUUCGUGGAUGAUACUGAGCAUGGGCCAGGAUCAGGAUCAGGAUCAGGAUCUAACGGUCUCUCGUCCAUGUCACCUUUUGACGAUAGUUUUCAAUUUGAAAGGCCCAGCAAUGCACAUGGGAAUAUUGAAAUAGCUAAAACUGGCGGUUCCGUUUUAAAGCGACAAUCUAAGCCAAUGAAAGACAUUAGCACACCCGAUUUAUCAAAAGUUACUUUUGAUGGAAUCGAUGAUUAUAGUAACGAUAAUGAUAUUGAUGACGACGAUGAAUUCAAUGGUAAAAAAGCCGAGAUACAUGAACACGAAAAUGAGGUGUACGAUGAUCUUCAUUCAUUUCAGGCAACACCUAUGCCUAACACAGGAGGUUUUGAUGAUAUUGAAUUGGAUAACAAUGAUAGCAGUAACAUUGAUUUGCAAGCAGAUCAUAAAUUGAAAAGGGUACGUUUUGGUACAAGAAGAAACAGGUCAGGUAAAAUGGAUAUAAAUAGGUCAAAAACCUUAAAAUGGGCCAAAAAGAACUUCCAUAAUGCCAUUGAUGAAUUCAGUACUAAGGAAGAUAGCAUUGAAAAUUCGGCUUUGCAGAAUAGGUCUGAUGAAUUGAGAACUGUAUUCUAUAACUUACCCUUACCAGAGGAUAAGCUUGAUGAGGACGGUUUGCCCAUAAUAGUUUAUGCUCGUAAUAAAAUUAGAACUACGAAGUAUACUCCGUUAACAUUUUUCCCCAAGAACAUUCUUUUUCAAUUUCAUAAUUUCGCCAAUAUUUACUUUCUAAUACUGCUGAUCCUUGGUGCGUUCCAAAUAUUUGGUGUGACAAAUCCUGGUUUUGCCUCGGUUCCUUUGAUUGUUAUUGUCAUUAUCACUGCCAUUAAGGAUGGUAUCGAGGAUUCUAGAAGGACUGUGUUAGAUUUAGAGGUCAAUAAUACAAGAACGCAUAUUUUAACCGGUGUGAAAAAUGAAAAUGUUGCUGUUGAUAACGUUUCUUUGUGGAGACGCUUUAAGAAGGCGAAUACUAGAGCAUUGAUGAAGACUUUUGAAUAUUUUUCAGAAAACCUCACUGCUGCUGGUAGAGAAAAGAAAUUACAAAGAAAAAGGGAAGAACUACGCAGGAAAAGAAACUCGAAAAGCUCUGGCCCCCGUGGAUCUCUGGAUUCGAUUGGUAGUUAUAGAAUUUCUGCUGAUUAUGGUCGUCCCUCUUUAGACUAUGCGAACUUAAAUCAAACAAUUUCACAAGCCAACAACAGAUACAAUGAUGGAGAGAAUUUAGUUGAUAGGACGUUACAGUCAAACCCUGAAUGCAGGUUUUCAAAAGAUUACUGGAAGAAUGUAAAAGUUGGUGAUAUUGUUCGUGUUCAUAAUAAUGAUGAAAUCCCCGCUGAUUUAAUCUUAUUGUCAACAUCUGAUGUCGACGGUGCUUGUUAUGUGGAAACAAAAAAUUUGGAUGGAGAAACCAACCUAAAGGUUCGUCAAUCAUUAAAAUGUAGCAAGGUUAUCAAGAGUUCUAGAGAUAUUGCCAGAACAAAGUUUUGGGUGGAAAGUGAGGGCCCACAUGCCAACUUGUACUCUUAUCAAGGUAACUUCAAAUGGCAGGAUACCCAAAAUGGAAACAUCAAAAAUGAACCGGUCAAUAUAAAUAACUUAUUGCUGAGAGGUUGCACCUUAAGAAAUACUAAGUGGGCCAUGGGUAUGGUUAUAUUUACGGGUGAUGAUACUAAGAUUAUGAUAAACGCUGGUGUUACGCCAACUAAAAAAUCUAGAAUUUCAAGAGAGCUGAAUUUUUCUGUACUUUUGAAUUUUUUACUAUUGUUUGUCCUAUGUUUAGUCGCUGGUGUUGUCAACGGUGUUUAUUAUAAACAGAAACCUCGAUCAAGAGAUUUUUUUGAGUUUGGUACCAUUGGAGGCUCUGCCUCCACGAACGGUUUCGUUUCUUUCUGGGUAGCAGUCAUUCUUUACCAGUCACUAGUCCCUAUCUCUUUAUACAUUUCCGUGGAGAUUAUCAAGACAGCACAAGCUAUUUUCAUUUACACCGAUGUUUUACUGUAUAAUGCAAAGCUAGACUAUCCUUGCACACCGAAAUCAUGGAAUAUCUCCGAUGAUCUAGGGCAAAUUGAGUAUAUUUUCUCGGAUAAAACAGGAACAUUGACGCAAAAUGUUAUGGAAUUCAAGAAAUGUACGAUCAACGGUGUCUCCUAUGGACGUGCCUAUACGGAGGCAUUAGCUGGUCUGAGGAAAAGACAAGGUGUCGAUGUCGAAUUAGAGGGUCGUCGUGAAAAAGAAGAGAUAACAAAGGACAGGGAAAUCAUGAUUGAUGAAUUAAGAUCAAUGUGUGUUAAUACGCAGUUUUGUCCUGAUGAUUUGACUUUUGUAUCUAAGGAAAUUGUAGAUGAUUUAAAAGGAACCAGCGGUGACCGUCAACAAAAUUGUUGUGAACAUUUUUUGCUAGCACUCGCAUUAUGUCAUUCUGUUCUCGUGGAGCCAAAUAAGGAUGAUCCCAAAAAGCUGGACAUUAAGGCUCAAUCGCCUGAUGAAUCUGCUUUGGUUUCCACGGCUAGGCAAUUGGGGUACAGUUUCAUUGGUAAUUCGAAAAGCGGACUAAUAGUUGAAGUCCAGGGUGUUCAGAAAGAGUUUCAAGUAUUGAACAUUCUCGAGUUUAAUUCUUCCAGGAAGAGAAUGAGUUGUAUAAUCAAGAUUCCAGGUUCCACACCAAGUGAUGAACCUAAGGCACUGCUGAUCUGUAAAGGUGCGGAUUCUGUUAUCUAUUCAAGAUUAGAUCGUACUCAAAAUGACGCUAUUCUAUUGGAAAAGACGGCUCUUCAUUUGGAAGAAUAUGCCACAGAAGGUUUAAGAACAUUAUGUUUGGCCCAACGAGAACUUUCUUGGUCUGAAUAUGAGCGUUGGGUCAAGACUUACGAUGUGGCAGCUGCCUCUGUGACCAAUAGAGAGGAAGAGCUGGAUAAAGUCACGGACGUUAUUGAACGUGAGCUUAUUUUACUUGGUGGUACAGCCAUUGAAGAUCGUUUGCAAGAUGGGGUUCCUGAUUCAAUCGCCCUUUUGGCAGAGGCCGGUAUUAAAUUAUGGGUCUUAACAGGAGAUAAAGUGGAGACUGCUAUCAACAUUGGGUUCUCCUGUAACGUUUUGAACAAUGAUAUGGAACUAUUAGUGGUAAAAGCUUCUGGAGAAGAUGUACAAGAAUUUGGUGAUGAUCCUACUCAAGUAGUGAAUAGUUUGUUAACAAAAUAUUUGAAGGAAAGAUUUGGCAUGACUGGAUCCGAAGAGGAACUGAACGAAGCCAAAAAAGAGCAUGGUUUGCCACAAGGAAAUUUUGCUGUCAUUAUUGAUGGUGACGCGUUAAAAAUGGCUUUGAAUGGUGAAGAAAUGAGGCGUAAAUUCCUGCUGUUAUGUAAAAACUGUAAAGCUGUGUUAUGUUGUCGAGUUUCUCCCGCGCAAAAGGCUGCAGUAGUCAAACUAGUUAAAAAGACUUUGGACGUUAUGACCUUGGCCAUUGGUGAUGGUUCCAAUGACGUGGCCAUGAUUCAAUCAGCAGACGUUGGUGUCGGUAUCGCCGGUGAAGAAGGUAGACAAGCUGUCAUGUGCUCUGAUUAUGCCAUUGGGCAGUUCAGGUAUGUGACAAGGCUGGUGUUGGUGCAUGGUAAAUGGUGUUACAAGCGAUUGGCAGAGAUGAUUCCGCAGUUUUUCUACAAAAAUGUUAUUUUUACACUAUCACUGUUCUGGUACGGUAUCUAUAAUGACUAUGAUGGAUCGUAUUUGUUUGAGUAUACGUUUCUGACAUUUUAUAACCUGGCAUUUACAUCCGUACCAGUCAUAUUACUAGCCGUAUUGGACCAAGAUGUUUCCGAUACCGUCUCGAUGCUGAUGCCGCAGUUGUACCGUGUGGGUAUUCUAAGAAAAGAGUGGAACCAAACCAAAUUUAUUUGGUACAUGCUGGAUGGUGUAUACCAAUCUGUAAUAUGUUUCUUUUUCCCGUAUUUGGCAUAUCAUAAGAACAUGAUCGUAACCAAGAAUGGGCUUGGUUUAGAUCAUCGUUACUUCGUGGGUGUCUUCAUCACCGCAAUUGCAGUUACUGCAUGUAAUUUUUACGUCUUUAUGGAGCAGUACAGAUGGGAUUGGUUCUGUGGGCUAUUCAUAGCCCUCUCUUUGGCCGUGUUUUAUGGCUGGACAGGGAUCUGGACAAGUUCAUCGUCCAGUAACGAAUUUUACAAGGGUGCAGCACGUGUGUUUGCACAGCCCUCAUAUUGGGCAGUGCUUUUCAUCGGCGUAUUAUUCUGUCUUUUACCAAGAUUUACUAUUGAUUGUAUUAGAAAGAUCUUUUAUCCGAAAGAUAUAGAGAUCGUUAGAGAAAUGUGGUUGCGCGGUGACUUCGACCGCUACCCACAAGGUUAUGACCCCACAGAUCCCAGUAGACCUAGAAUAGAUGACCUACAACCCUUCACAGAUUUCAAAGAGCCUAUCUCUCUGGACACUCAUCUUGAUGGCGUCAGUCACUCACAAGAAACGAUAAUCACGGAAGAGAUACCAAUGAGCAUACUUAAUGGUCAGGAGGGCUCACGUAAGGGUUUUCGCGUAUCUACCACACUUGAUCGUCAUGACCAGGUCAGCCCCGUUAUGACUACUAUGGACUUACCGAGGAGGUCUAUGGCUAGUGCUCGCGGCAAUAAACUCAGAGCCUCGCUCGAUCGUACAAGAGAAGAGAUGCUUGCCAACCACCAGUUGGACACAAGAUACUCUGUAGAGAGGGCACGAGCAUCGCUAGACCUGCCGGGUAUCAACCAUGCAGAAACACUGCUCAGUCAGCACAGCCGAGACCAGCCGCGUUAA
Molecule: messenger RNA, 4860 nt
Organism: Saccharomyces mikatae IFO 1815
Lineage: Eukaryota; Fungi; Ascomycota; Saccharomycetes; Saccharomycetales; Saccharomycetaceae
Gene: DNF2
Product: aminophospholipid-translocating P4-type ATPase DNF2
Exons: 1
Coding region: 1-4860 (1619 amino acids)
Biological process (GO): phospholipid translocation
Cellular component (GO): plasma membrane
Molecular function (GO): magnesium ion binding; ATP hydrolysis activity; ATPase-coupled intramembrane lipid carrier activity
Source: RefSeq, a predicted model, not a curated record